Messenger RNA from Erigeron canadensis, 1762 nucleotides. RefSeq lists its product as uncharacterized. The record is from RefSeq and is a predicted model, not a curated record. Bases 299 to 1360 code for a protein of 353 amino acids. Lineage: Eukaryota; Viridiplantae; Streptophyta; Magnoliopsida; Asterales; Asteraceae. The transcript is spliced from 4 exons.
GUAUAUCUUUAAUUGUCCCCAAUUGAGAGAUGUAUUCCCUUUUUCCACUCUUCAAAGCCUCACCAAACUCCAACAUUUAGAAAUAAGAUCGUGUCCUGGUAUCCGAGUGAUUGUCAAGGAGCAUGAGGAAGAAGAAGAUGAAAACCACACCACAUCCUCAUCAUCAUCUUCUGAUGUAUUCCGGUCCCUCAAGUCUAUCAAAUUACAUAGUCUACCUAAUCUUGAGGGUUUUUUCUUGGGUACGAAUGACUUUCGAUGGCCUGUAUUGGAUAGAGUUGUGAUACUGAAAUGCCCAAAAAUGAGAAUGUUUACAGAAGGUCACUCGAAUACUCCGAUGCUGAAAUACGUGGAAUCAGACAUGGGAGAACAUAGUGUGGAAUGUGGCAAAAUCAACAACUUGUUCCAUCCUCCUCCUACAACUACUGCUGCCUUCUUGCAACAACAACAACAAGAGCAGAAGGUUCCAUAUGAUCCAAGUUUGGAUGGUUCAACCACCUCACUCCCCCCUAUUUCACCAAGAACGAGGAUGCCCUGGUUCUACAAUCACUUGAUCAAAGCUGAUGUGCGAGACAGGUGGGUGGGUAAUCCGAGAUUUAUAAUUCGACACAAUGAGUUGCAGCAUCUUCAGAAGAUUGAAAAGAUGAAAAUAUCAUGGUGUUCCGCGGUAAAGGAGAUAUUCGAAACAUUCGAAAUGAGCAGUGGUUUGAACCAGCAAACACAUUCUGUUCUGGAAGUAAGAGAGAUGGAAUUCUCAAGGUUGUCUGAUAUCAAGUGUUUAUGGAAGAGCAAACAGUGGACAGUAUUGAAGUUUCCAAACCUAACAAGACUAUCUAUUGUUGGUUGUUAUAAGUUAAAACAUGUAUUUACUAUUUCCAUGGUUGGUAGUUUAUUGCAACUCCAAGAGCUAGUUAUAAGCUACUGCGGAGAAAUGGAGAUAAUCGUGGUGGAAGAUGAAAAAGAAGAUGAAGAUGAAAAUGAUGAAGAAGACGAACAAAACAACGAUAGAAAAGAAGAUGAAGAUGAUGAUGGAAGAAGACUCAACGGGGACCACAAAAAAGAUGAAAGGGAACAUGAUGAUGACAGAAGAGAGAACGAGGUGGAGUUUCCUUGUCUAAGAUCACUAACCCUUCGUGACCUUUGGAGUCUCAAGGGCUUUUGCUUAGGGAUGGAGACUAUUCAUUGGCCAUCAUUAGAUACCCUGGAAAUAAGAGAUUGUCCAAAAAUAACAACUUUUACCAAUGGAAAAUCUACUACUCCAAAACUCAGAUUAAUAGACACAAAUUUUGGGUUGUGUGAUGCAACGGAAGGGGUCAACUCCUUUAUACGGACAAAAAUUGAAGAGGGAUACGAAUUUGAGUGAGUGUAAGAAGCCAAAACAAGAUGCAGUACUAUUUAGUGAGUUUCGCACUGGUUUCAGGUUGUUUGCAGCUUCAAGCAUAACAGUUGCUUCAAAGAAACGAUUGUUUUACGCAAGUUCGAUGUGGCUGUCGUUUGGCAGUGAAAUGGGGCAUCAUUUGAGCUAUGUUGGGAAGUUAUUGGACAAUGUUCCGCUCUUUGUUAGAGGUACAAAUAACGUAAUUGUAACAGUUUAAGCCUUUUGUAUCAAGACAAUAAAGUUUCUGGUGUGAAAUAAUUCUAAGAACCUGUAUAUGUUUGCAAAAGUCUAAUUUUGUAUAGAUAUUUUUUUCAUUCAACAGCUUUAAUAUUAUUGUAACAUAAUUAUUGUAAUUGCUGAGUAUUCAAGAAAAAACUUCAUAUGAAA